GUGCGCAUUGGUAUUGAGGCCUAAAAACUGGUCGUUAAAGCUUGCUGUACAAAUCUGAUUUAGCGAGUAUUUUCCUUGAUUAAGCUUUGGGGUGUAAACAUAUUACUUUCUAUUCCACGUGAAGUGUUAAAAAAAAGUGAAAACAAGUUUACAUCAAACAAAAUUCAGUUUGUGUUCUACAGAUUUUUCUUCAUCUAUACGGGUAACGAUACACACUUGGACAUGUACAUUUAUCGCCUGAGCUUUUGAUUGUUGUCGGUUGUCGCGUGUCUUCAAUUUUCCGUUCCUAGAUGGCAACAUCCCUCAAGGUCCUUCCUAUGGUAUUUACAUUUCGCAGUUGUACUGCCCCUGGAUUUUGUUCACGGCAUUGUGUCUUCGCUUGUUAAUUACGUCAUAACUCUUUCUCUGUUCCUGUGUACAUUGAUUUUUGGGACGUCAUACGACCAACUUUCCCAGUUGUAAUCUACAUACAUAGAAAAAUGCCAUAUUCACGACGUAUGUGUAACAAAUAUACUACAAUUUGACUACGCCAUGUUUGAAGAUGUUCAAAGGGCAAAUACAAGAGCAAAGAACAGUAAAUUUUAUUUAAAGAAUAAAUUUAUAUAAGGUGCGUAUGAAAUGCUAUCAGGCAUGUGACUGUAUCCACGAGAACAUCAAUUUAAUAAAUAUGAUAUCAUAUUGACUCGGAACUGUAUGUUGGGAACAUGUUUGCGAAUCUAAAAUUUUGGCAAUGCACGUAUGUUUAUGUGUCCGAAAACAAAGAGUAAUAUUAUUUGUCAAACAGCGAACUUACUACUGAGCGGUGACUUUGUUCAGCAGGAUGGCUGCCAGCACCAACGUGUUUACCGACCAGGAGACCAAUAACUGGUUCAAGGCAUGCUUAGCACUCAAUAUAACUAAGGAAGGACUAGCUAACUUUCUGGAUAUAGAAUUACAGAAGUUUCACACAACAGUUGGCAGAUGUUGUGGCAACUGCUCCAUUGAAAAACUCAUACUAUGUCAAACGCGCCCAUUUUGUAACACAAGCAAACGCUUCCACGCUUCACAGAAACCACAACAAUGCUCAUUAUGUGAUCAAGUAAAACAGAACAUUACAAUUCAUCACAGAUACAGUAAGCCGUCCUGGCGGAACACUCAUGCGGAAAAGUGGGCUAGCGACCAUUGGGAAAUAGGAAAAUGCUUUCUCCCUCCAAACGGAUAUGGUAGUGUCCACACGGUCAAGGAAUCAGACUUUAACGGCGUGAUAAGCAUAAUGUUGAACUGCACACAUUUUCAGAACUGUCUCUCUUCCUCAUGUUUAUCACCUCCACCGCCUGAUAAGCAAUGUCCACUAGAAAUGGUCCGUCAGAUAGGCCGAGAUGUACGUCACACAUCCGACUGCAAGGUUACAGAUUCUGAUCUGCAGGGAUAUUUCCAGAAAUUGGCUACGCUACUGGCUGAUCCAAAGUUCUUACAACAUGACCACUCAGCCAUCAUAGCGCACAAGAGACUUAUUGAUUUGCAGAAUGAUCGAAUGUCCCUCAAAGAACUGGGUGAGUUGUUAAAAGAGGUCUACCAAACACUUGAUCGUGCGAAAGAGGCAGGUGAACGUGUUUCUAAGGAGGCAGAAAUAAACCUAUUAGAAGCUCUGCAGACAUUAGAAUUCUCUACACUGGCUGGGAAGCGACGACUUGAAAGCCAGACACAGCUUGGAGAACACCGAAUCGAAAUCAAAACACUUGCUUUGCAAAAACACAUUGAAACAAAGAAACAAGAUGCGGUACACUGCCUUGAAAGCAAGAUUAAAGAUGGAACACAACGAAUCGAACGCCAUGUGCGUGACGGGUUAAUGCGCUUUCAACAGGCAGAGACCAAAACAGCAUCUAAAGACUAUGAACGAGGCCUAGCAGAUCUUCGCCAACGUUUGAUGAAACAUUACGUUGAUACGACUUGCAAUGUCCCUCUUUCAACAUUCGAUCAAAGUCUUGAUAAGCGAAUAACAGACAUAUACGAAACGCCAAAUAUACACCGAAUCAUAAUAGAAAAAGAUGGGAAGCGCUUGAAAAAAGAAGAACACGUACUGACCUACAAAGACAUACUUUACACUAACGAUAAAUCAAAUAAACGCAUAUACAUACAGGGAGAACCAGGUAGAGGGAAAUCUACAUUUGCAGUUAAGUUAGUUCAUGAUUGGUGCAACGACUAUCAGCCUUCAUCCGCAGCUCCAAUAGAAAAAUCAGCUUUCGGUGAUGGGCUAACCCUUCAGAAAUUCAAGUUGUUAUUUUUCAUCUCGUUGCGAGAUUCGAGGGGCCAGACUGAUGUUACGCAGAUGAUAAAGAAGCAGCUAAUUGAUAAAAUGUUUUCAGAAGACGAACGCGCUGACGUAUACAAAUUGUUCGUGAAAAUAAUGAAAACUGAAAUUUGCCUCGUAGUACGAGAAGGCCUUGAUGAAUGGACGCCUCCUGAUGGUAGUAACGUAGCAGAACCUUCCAUGGCUGGUUUUCAGAAGGACACUUGCACAAUACUUACAACAUCACGCCCAUGGAAACUGGCUGAUGAACGUAUCAAGAACUCGCAAAUCGACAGUCUAUUAGAGAUCGAGGGGAUUACCUGUCCAUAUGCAUUUAGUAAAAAUAUACUUCGCUGUUUAAUUUGCGAAACAACAAAACUAAACACAGCCGUGAAUGAAUUUCAGCUGUUCGUUCAAGAUCGAAAACUCGAAUCGUUAUCAUCUUCACCAAUGUUGUACGCGCUGGUCAUAUGUACAUGGGUAGAUAAGAUUGGGGUGGAGGAAUAUUUAAAAGGAUCGUCAUUGUGUGCACUUUACACAACUUUGCUGGAAUGUCUUUGUAAAAAGGCUAACAUUGCAAUUGGUUAUUUUAACGAUUCCAAUGCACCACCGGUGCAGUGUUUUUAUAGCACGAGCUAUAUACAGCCAAACAUUGAACACUUAGAUAGGCUCGCUUAUGCAGCUUUCAAAUUGCUGUUCUCUUUUGAAAGAGAAUCAUCUAUUGUUUUCAAUGACAAAAUAUUGUCAAACUAUUUUUCUCAUGAAGCGUUUUCAGAUAGUAAGUUGUUUUCACUCAAAGCAGGAAUAUUAACAAACAGGAAAGAUAAAAGUCGGACAGGAUGCUCGAACUCGUUCGUACACAUAACUUUACAGGAAUUCCUUGCAGCAUACCAUAUCGCCUGCAACCCAAACGUCGUUGAUGAGAUUUCCACAUUUCUUUCACUCAACAAAGAGUCGUAUCUGGAAAUUUCACAAGUUCUCAUAUUUCUGUGUGGCAUGAACAUUUCCGUUGCGAAUAAACUAUCGGCUUUGAUGUAUAAAUGUGACAUGGAUUAUUUUGAGGUGGAUGGUCAGAGUGAUUUUUUUCAAACAACCAUUGAGUCUGGAAUCAGAGAGGCAGUUGCCAACAAGCAGGAUGGCAUUUGCCUGAAACUCGAUUACUGUUGCAUAGAAAUACGAAAAAUAACUGAUAAAAACACGAGGGAUUUACAGCUGGUGUACUCUACAAUCACGUCCAAUGUCGAGAGAUUGAGUGUAGUGUCCUCUUCUGUCUUCAGCAUUCCAAAUGAUAUACCUGCACGUAAUAAGCUAAAAUCUUCUGUUGAGGUAAACCUGUCAGCAUGCCAUAAGUUGACAUCGUUGGAAUUAGUGGGGAAAGACAUAUGGCUUGGAGAUACGGCCAGUUCGACCAAAGCGAAACAUCCGGUCUUGAUUGUUCUAAACAGAGCAGACGAAGUCCAGUGUGCAGAUCCUCGCCCAGUACUGCCCUCACUAAAACGCAUUGAUUUACAUGAUGUCACAUGUUCCUCUACCUGGCUACAUAGUCUGUUCAGCACUCUGCUGACAUGCGAUCAUAAGGUGGUGUGUGAGCUGGAAGACUGUUACAUAAACUCGUGUGCUGAGAGCGUCUCAUCCAAAAUACAGACGGGUAAACACAAAAUGCACAUUAGUAUGUAUGACAGUCCAGGUCUAAGGGAGGCUCUCCGUGGUCUGAAUAUUAUGAGUUUGACUCUGAGUGGUGCGAAGGGACGAUUAGAGGUAAAGUGUGUAGAGUCGUUUAAGCAGUUACUAUCCUCGCUCAAACAGCUUGACUCGCUUAGUAUUUAUUUAUAUGAAAGUCCCGGUCUAUGGGAUGCUGUCAGCUGUCUGAAUAUUAAGAGUCUGACUCUGCGUGGUUUUAAUGGACGAUUAAAUGUAAAGUGUGUAGAGUCUUUUAAGCAGUCACUAUCCUCGUUCAAACAGCUGGACUUGCUUAGUAUUAACGUGUAUGACAUUUCCGAAAAAUGGAAAUAUCGUACUCUGAGUGAAACGCUUAGUAUUGAUAUGAGUAACAGCCCCCGUCUGUGGAAUGCUCUCGAUGGUCUGAAUAUAAAGAGUUUGAUAAUGAAUGGUUGGAAUGGACAAUUAGAUGUAACGUUUCUGGAGUCGUUUAAGCAGACACUAUCCUCGUUAAAACAUCUGGAAACGAUAAAUAUUGAUAUGAAUGCCAGCCCCGGUCUUUUGGAGGCUGUGAAGGGUCUGAAUAUUAAGAGUUUGAAUCUGACUGGUUGUAAUAAACUAUUAGAUGUAAAGUUUGUAGAGUCGUUUAAGCAGACACUAUCCUCGCUCAAACUUAUGGACUCGCUAAGAAUUGAUAUGUAUGCCAGCCCCGUUCUUUUGGAGGCUCUAAAUGGUCUAAAUAUUAAGAGUCUUACUCUGCGUUUUUGGAACUACAACAUUUUGAAAGUGAUUCAUGUUCAGUCUGUGUCGCAUACAACGUCAUCGCUAAAACAGCUCGAAACGCUUACAAUAUGCGUACGUAACUAUAUCGAAAUACAGCUACCACAAUCAUUGAAGUAUGUGAAUAUCUACUGUUGCGCAUUGUAUCCAUCCGAUUUACGCAAACUUGUGGAAACACUGUCCGCAUGUGCUCAGAAAAUUGAGGGAAAGCUAGAAUUCGGAUGUUCUACAUAUAACCGUGGAUUUUUUUGUACACGAAUCCCAGUGGAGGAAUACAUGGCCAUCCGUCAGGAACUGGAGGCGUUGAAGAAUGUUUCAGUGAAACGAUUCCAAAUAUUUGAGCGGAUAAGACCCAACAUGCAGACUGGUAGUGCAGUUUCUUCCUGGUCUGUUAGUGGUAUUUGUGAUGCCGACGACGAUCAUGGGGAUUUUGGAAACGUUCACGAGGAUACAUACAGACAAUUCAUUGAGCCUCAUAUACUUAUCAUCCAUCGCAUUUCAAUGCGAUUUGUGAUAAGUCCGGCUUCGAUCUCAAAAAUCCGUGAAUACGACUGUAUGACAAGAUUAUGAUAUAACACAUAUCAUAAUGUUUGUAAUGAACACAUGUUGUAAUUAAAAAUAUUUUAUCUCACUUGGAUAUCAUAAUAAGAUUGUUGCGGUUAUUUCUGUCAAACAUUCAAGAAAGAACUGAUGUUCUUCUAUACGAAGUGUAUUAGUAAAUUACACACGGUAGUUAUGCCAUAGCAGAAUAGCAUCGAAAUCUAUUAUUGUAAUUCUAGCGACAACAAAACCUUUUUUCUUAAGGGUUGUAUUUUCUCGAGAUUUUUAUUUCAAUAAACUGACAAUACCCGAGUAUUCUAGUAUAUACCCUCAAUAAAAUGUAUAUGUUGUGUAGAGAUACAGAGCACGCUUUUGCCCUCAAAUGUCCCGGUUUAGAUUUCUGGGCGCUAGCUAUGUUUGUAUCAAAGCUUUUUGUUUGCUAAAAUUCUAAAUACCCUCACGCUUUUAUCGCCAGCUUUAAAAGCGUGGGGAUAUUGUGGUUGUCUCCGCCGUUGUCUAUCCGUCCUGGUCUCUAUAUCCUACACUAUUAGCAAUAUAACCUUAAAACUUACACACAUGGUAGCUAUAAGCAUAUGUGCGACGGCGCACUAUUGGAAUUUUGAGCUGACCCCUGGGUCAAAAGUUAUGGGUAAAUGGGUAAAAUUUUAUGGGAAAAAAAAUCUCUGAAUUUAACUAACAACAUGCGACGAACAUGCUACUUACUUUUGACCCAGGGGUCAGAUCAAAAUUCCAUAAAGUGCACCGUCGCACAUAUGCUCAUAGCUACCAUGUGUGUAAGUUUCAAGGUUCUAAACUUCUAGCGCUAAUAGUGAAGGAGGAGAAAGUGGCCGAUUGGGGUUGGGGUGGAGCCGGGUCAGAGAUUUUCACUCAUUUCUUUAUGCUAUUUUACAUUGACUUCUUCAUUUCUACACCAAUUAACUUCAAAUUGAUCUGAACAUCUCUUAUGACAAUACGGUCAAUCUCAUAUAUGCCUGGCUCCAUUACCAACCAUGGGGCGCACCGCCCAAUAGACCAGGCCCACCCUAAAUUUUGUUUUAACAUAACUUCUUCAUUUAUUCACCAAUUGACUUCAAAUUAAUACUGAAGAUCUCUUAUGACAACACGGUCUAUCUCGACCAUCCAUGUCCAUAUUACCCAGCCCAGGGCCCCACCCGAAUAGGCCACACCCACCCAAAAUGCCUUUUUACUAUAACUUCUUCAUUUCUACACCGAUUCACUUCUUAUUGAUACUGAACUUCUCUUAUGGCAAUAUGGUCAAUCUCAAAUAUGCAUGGCCCCAUUAUCUACCCUGGGGCGCCUCGCCCACAUAGACCACGCCCACCCACAAUUUUGUUUUUACAUAACUUCUUCAUUUAUUCAACAAUUGACUUCAAAUUAAUACUGAAAAUCUCUUAGACAACACGGUCUAUCUCGACCAUCCAUGCCCACAUACUCCACCCAGGAGCCCCACCAACACAGGCUUUGCCCCUCCUAAAAUGCCUUUUACUAUAACAUCUAAGCGGCUUGGGGAUACGCGACGGCGUCUGCCGCACCAUUUCUAGUUUAAAACUGUUGUCUAGUGUUUAGUAUAUUUAUGUCAAAAGAGUUCUCUUAAACUAAAUGUUAAAUAUUAUUAAAUAAAACAUUGAAUUAAA
Dreissena polymorpha is the source of this 6903-nucleotide messenger RNA. RefSeq lists its product as uncharacterized. The record is from RefSeq and is a predicted model, not a curated record. The coding region runs from base 821 to 5278 and encodes 1485 amino acids. Lineage: Eukaryota; Metazoa; Mollusca; Bivalvia; Myida; Dreissenidae. The transcript is spliced from 8 exons.